CUGGGAAGCCCGCCUGACAGUUAACCUAUGUUUAAGCAACUAGCCUGGCAACAGAGUUAGCCUGACAAACAGCUCCCUCUGCCAUCUCCUCAGGCAACCAUGGCGCUGCUCAGGCUCCUGUCGAUUUUUGCUUUACUUAUCUCUGUCCUCCACAGCCUGCCUUGGUCCAUAGAUAUCUCUGAGAGCCAAGGCCCUGGCACCAUCCUUCAGCCUUUCUCCUUCAACUGCUCCUCCUACAUGCCCACCCUGGAGUUACUCAGUGUGAGACCGCCUACCAGCUUCUUCAACAACCCCAGCCUGCACAGGCAUGAUAAGGGAAUCUAUCUGGGAAAGGUGACCUUGAGCAGCUCUGCUAGGCUGGAUGCCCUUGCAGUAAACCGCUAUGAGCUUCAGCUGCAGUACAAGUGUGGCAACUUUGUGCUAGCGGGACCACUCUUUGUGCACGUGCAGCGGGACCCCGGGCGUAUCCGGUGUGCUGGUCCAUUUGCCAGCCCAGCUGGGGAAUUCGUUUAUGUGCCAGAGACAGUCACACCUGGGGCCCUACUGUACGCUCUGUUGCUGCCAGGUCUAGGAGUCCAGAGAGCCCAGAUGAACAUAACCAGUGCCCAAGACCCUCCAUUCUUCCCCGGGCCUUUCUCCAUUGAUGAUCAGGGAUUUCUGCGAGCACCAUCCCAGGGUCUCAAAGGCCAGGCUCCAAAGACCUUCCAGCUGCAGAUUUUAGUGUCCUUAGGAAAAGGCCAAAGCUGCAAAGGGAUGCUGACAGUGAAGGUUUUGCCUGCGCCCUCCAGCCAAGUCUCCUUCCCACAGAAGGCCCAGAGUAUCACCAUCUCAGAGGAUCUGGUCCCUGGGAGCAAGGUGAUUCAGGUCGAGGCUAGGGGAUUCAACUUAUGCUAUGAAAUCUUCUCCCCACGACCCAGCCCAUUCUACUCCAUUGGACAAGCGGACGGGGUAGUGCGGACCACCGUGCCCCUGGAUUUGGCUCGCGCUCAGGGCGCCGGGGUCACGAAGCUGCAGGUGAGGGCCUUUGAGAAGCUCCGGCCUUGGGUCAGUGCGGAGUUCGAUCUCACGGUUAACGUGCGGGCGGUCAACCAGUGGCCCCCACGCUGCCAUCCUGCGCUACUGGUGACUCAAAUCCCAGAGACUGUUCCUGUGGGCACUGUGUUGAACACGCUCACUUGUGUUGACCCGGACUCUACCAGCGCCCCCCUCAGCUACCAGCUGCAGUUCCACAAUCCUCCGGACUCCGCCAGCCUCCGUCUUCGUGACAGAGUCCUUGAGGUGAAUACUACACUGGACUGUGACACUCCUGGGGCUUGCUUCCAGCAUGCAGCUUCCAUCUUGGUGUUUGAUAAUGGUCAGCCCCAGAUGACCACUGAGGUUCUGGUACUGGUGAUGGUAACACCCGUCAAUGAGUUCUCCCCAGCCUGUGUCCCACGAACGUUCCGAGUUCGGGAGGAUGCAGGGCCCCACACUCUGCUGGGCUCCAUAGUGGGCACGGAUAUGGAUUACCCUCCUAACAGCCUCGAGUACUACAUCUCUGGUGCCCCCCCCACCUUCGCUGUGGAUCGGCUCAGUGGCGAGCUUCACCUCCUGGGACCUUUGGACUAUGAGCAACAGAGGUUGUACAGGAUCACUAUUCUGCUGAUUGAUCACAGCCAAGACUGGGACCUCAACCUCCGUCGCUCAGGUUCAUGUACUAUAACCAUUGAGGUUGAGGAUGUGAAUGACCAUGCCCCCGAGUGUGAGCCUCCAUUUCAGGAACUCACCAUCUACACUCCCCUGGGUCGUAGCAUGGAGGUGACUAAGGUGUCAUGCUGGAUCCCUCAGGAGCCACAGCGCUCGGCGCUCUCCUACAGCAUCGUGGGAGGGAAUAGCCAGAGCCGAUUUAGACUGCAAGGGAGUGUCCUGAUGCACAAUGACACUGCAUUGGGGCCUCCGUGGCCAGAGCAGCCCUGCACCUAUGAGCUAUUGAUUCAUGUUGCUGAUGUGGGUCCUUCCAUCCCCCACCUCAGCACCACAGCAACCAUCAUUGUGCAUCUAGUUCCUUGGAGGGCCAGCACUGUGGCCACCAGCACCCACAGAAGCACAGUGUCCUCAACAAUGACACCCCUGAUUGUGACAGAUGUAGAGGCUUUCUGGAAGCCAGAGCCUUGGUUUGUGGUAGUGCUGACAGCGACUGGUGCAGUUUUCCUCCUGGUUCUGGGCUGGCUCCUCAGCAGGAUUCUACGGGGGUUUGCCCAGUCACUACAGGCACCAAACAAACCAGCCAGAGCUCUAUUGCUAAACAGCAUCCAGGGAAAUGCAGGAUCCAUUGAGAGGCUCAAGGAGGCACCAAGAAAGGAGAUGUCCCAGCACCAUUUUGAUGGCAGAGCCCACGAUGUCUUCCCUUCUCCCCGUCUCUCUCCUGUACAUCUGGGCUCAGGCACAGGGAGAGAUUACCUGUUCAACACGCGCACCGGAGCCCGGCAUUGGCUCUGAGGCCAAGCAGCUGCCUCACUAUGUGUGGAAUCCCCUUUUCACAUGAUCAUAGCCUCAGUAAUAAAGAGUACAGACAGAACACUA
Mesocricetus auratus (golden hamster) is the source of this 2562-nucleotide messenger RNA. It is a transcript of the gene Cdhr4, whose product is annotated as cadherin related family member 4. NCBI's taxonomy places the organism in Eukaryota, Metazoa, Chordata, Mammalia, Rodentia, Cricetidae. The transcript has 19 exons. Bases 100 to 2478 code for a protein of 792 amino acids. Gene Ontology annotation, biological process: homophilic cell-cell adhesion. The record is from RefSeq and is a predicted model, not a curated record. Gene Ontology annotation, molecular function: calcium ion binding. Gene Ontology annotation, cellular component: plasma membrane.